CCUGGUGGUGCUGGUGCUCAAGUGUCAGCUGAUGGUCAUCACGAUGCUCUUCCUCAAGAACAAGGAGAUAAAGUUCUUCAGAAUCUCCGCGUUGAAGAUCUCGAGGGUCUCGACGAAAAAGAUAAUAGUCAUGGCCUUCUUCAACAGAGCAAACACUUGUUUUCUGUGGAGGACUUUAUCAAAGAUCAUGGUGGCUCAGGUUCAUCUGGAGGUGAAGAGGGG
Molecule: messenger RNA, 222 nt
Organism: Amoebophrya sp. A25
Lineage: Eukaryota; Dinophyceae; Syndiniales; Amoebophryaceae
Source: the annotation of a GenBank genome assembly